This is a messenger RNA of Pelmatolapia mariae (spotted tilapia), 5154 nucleotides long. RefSeq names its product erbb2 interacting protein (gene erbin). Gene Ontology annotation, cellular component: adherens junction; postsynaptic membrane; postsynaptic density. The transcript has 26 exons. Lineage: Eukaryota; Metazoa; Chordata; Actinopteri; Cichliformes; Cichlidae. The record is from RefSeq and is a predicted model, not a curated record. Gene Ontology annotation, molecular function: protein binding. Gene Ontology annotation, biological process: cell-cell adhesion; embryo development; neurotransmitter receptor transport postsynaptic membrane to endosome. Bases 693 to 4925 code for a protein of 1410 amino acids.
GUGUCUGGGUGAGAUAGUGAAAGCGUCGUCCCCGGGGCUCCGUGAGGCUGGAAAGGCGACUACUGGUGGACAGCUUUCUCCAUGUACCCGCGGAGGUCGCAGAGAAGAAACUCGCCGCUUCGUGCUGUGCCCCACAGCCUCAAUGUAGCUUCGUUCCAGUCUGUAGAGCUGCGCCUAUUGUAAAUGAGCAAAGACCUGGAAAUUAUGAGCGAAAACAUCUGGGUGCGGCACACUUUAGAGGAAAAGGUUUCGCUGUGCCGGAGGUGGUUCGCAGUUUUGCCUUUUGUAUUUCCUUGCUGAAUGUAGUGGACAUUUUGGAUUUUUUUUAAUGUUGUGUCAUUAAUUUGCAUCAGUUAAGGACCAUUUUUGCUCUUGUCUUCGUCGUCGGUUAGUCUGGCUGUGCCACAAGGCAAUAUUUUUAUGUCUCAAAACAACUGAGAGGGACAACGUUAAACUUGAGGGAGGCUCGCUGAGGAGAAUGUACGCACUGGGCCAGCUUCGAGUUGCUCUCUAAGUAAGGCAAUAUUAGCUAGCUGCUAACACUAGCCAGACCCAAUUGAACUGCCGUGAAGCAAAUCAGUGAAACCCGCUAAUGCCCACUUCUCAAGGUGUUUGUUGGGUAGUAUCAGCCUGCACAUAAGCUGGAUAUCAUUAAAUGAGACGCUGACCCGACAGUAACUCAGUGCCUCAGGAUGUCCAAGCGGAGCCUGUUUGUUCGUCUGGUACCAUGCCGCUGCUUGCGGGGCGAGGAGGAGAUCGUAACAUCGCUGGACUACUCCCACUGCAGCCUGGAGACUGUUCCUAAGGAGAUCUUUAACUUUGAGAAGACCCUGCAAGAACUCUACCUCGAUGCCAACCAGAUCGAGGAGCUGCCUAAACAACUGUUUAACUGCCAGUUACUCAACCGACUGAGCAUGCCAGAUAACGACCUGACAGUGUUGCCAGCAGCGAUCGCAAACCUCAUCAAUCUCAGGGAGCUUGAUGUCAGCAAAAACAGCAUCCAGGACUUUCCAGAGAACAUCAAAAAUUGCAAAGGCCUAGCAAUUGUAGAAGCCAGCGUGAAUCCCAUAUCCAAGCUCCCUGAAGGCUUCACUCAGCUUCUGAGUCUGACGCAGCUCUACCUGAACGAUGCCUUUCUGGAGUUCCUACCAGCCAGCUUCGGCAGGUUGACUAAGCUACAAAUCCUGGAGCUGAGGGAGAAUCAGUUAAAGAUGUUGCCAAAAAGCAUGCAGAAGCUCACACAGCUGGAGAGGUUGGACCUGGGGAGUAAUGAGUUCACUGAAGUGCCUGAGGUGGUGGAGUGGCUGACUGGACUCAAGGAGCUGUGGAUGGACGGGAACAAGCUGACCUUUUUACCUGGGAUGUUGGGGACACUAAAACAACUGGUGUAUCUAGACGUGUCGAAGAACAACUUGGAGAUGGUGGAUGAACAAAUCCGCGGCUGUGAGAAUCUACAGGACCUCCUGCUCUCCAACAAUGCUCUCACACAGCUGCCAGGCUCCAUCGGCACCCUGAAGAAACUGACUGCACUGAAAGUGGAUGAAAAUCAGCUGAUGUACUUGCCAGAUUCCAUUGGAGGGCUGACAUGCAUUGAUGAGCUGGAUUGCAGUUUCAAUGAGAUUGAAGCGUUGCCAGCCACCAUUGGCCAGUGUGUCAAUAUGCGCACCUUUGCUGCAGAUCACAACUUCCUUGCCCAGCUUCCACCCGAGAUGGGCAACUGGAAGAGGGCAACUGUGCUGUUUCUACAUUCCAACAAGCUGGAGUCUUUGCCUGAGGAGAUGGGUGACAUGCAGAAGCUCAAAGUCAUCAACCUCAGCAACAACAAGUUGAAGAAUCUUCCGUACAGUUUCACCAAACUGACUGAGCUGACUGCGAUGUGGCUGUCUGAAAAUCAGUCAAAACCCCUGAUCCCACUCCAGAAAGAGGAAGAUCCAGAGACUCAGAAAACAGUGCUGACCAACUACAUGUUCCCCCAGCAAAUUAGGAUUGAGGAAUACAUUCCAAACUCUGACUCUGAGAGCUUUAAUCCAACUCUGUGGGAGGAGCAACGCAAGCACCGAGCUCAGGUGGCCUUCGAAUGUGACGAGGACAAAGAUGAGAGAGAAACACCCCCGAGGGAGGGAAACCUGAAGCGCUACCCUACACCAUACCCAGACGAGCUGAAGAACAUGGUAAAAACAGCCCAGUCGGUGGCUCACAGGCUCAAGGAGGAUGAGUCGAGUGAUGAGUCCAGCAAAGAAGCAAAACCCGUUGAGAGAAACCACAUUGGAGUGCAGGAUGUCGGGGUAAAGGUGAUUGAAGCCCCCUGUCCCAAUGGUGUAGCGUCAAACAUGGAGGCUCAAGUGUCUGCCGACGUGUGUGGCCAAAAUCCCUCUGCACCCGAAGCAAAGGACACUUCUGAGUCUUACAGCUCCCAGAAAAUCCCCCUCAAGUCUUCAGAGGACUCAAUGAUGAACCACGAGGACACGCUAGAGGAUUCUGAGGAGCUGUCAGAUGAGGAAGACGAGAUGAAGAUUGCAGAGCUCAGACCCCCUCUUAUUGAGAUUUCCAUCAACCAGCCUAAAGUAGUGACUCUAAGUAAGGAUAAAAAAGACGAUGGGAAAGAUGCAGACUCUUUGCUGGAUGAAACCGUGGCUAACAGCAACCAGAACAACAGUAACUGCUCAUCUCCAUCACGCAUGUCAGACUCUGUGUCUCUGACCACAGACAGCAGCCAGGACAACUCUUUGUGCACACCUGAGAGAGAGGCAAAGAUGCCUUUCCUACCAAAAAGCCGGCAAGAAGAUGAGAAUAUGAACCAGCCUAAAGACACCACCCCUCUCCUCCAUAAUGGCAAUGGCUCUGAAACGUCCCUCCAGGCCCUCUUAAAAACCCAGCAGGCACCACCAGAGAAAAUGGGAGACUACGACCUGUCCAUGGAAGCCAGACUGGCCUUCAUCGAGAAGGGAAUAAACAAUGGUAUGGGAGACACGUACACCAAGUGGGACCAGAUUAAUAUGAAUGUAACCAAGCUGCCAACUGACAACAUGGUUCAGCUGGAUGAGUUGGAUAAAAGCAAGAAUGGUUCGUUAGCUCAGGAGGAAGUGGACAGCAAAGAGGGUUACGAUAACAUGGAUCAUUUACAGAAUGGAAAUCAACAGGCAGGUGACUGCAACGAUAGUCUGGGGAAUAAAAGCCUAGGGAUGAGAGGAGAAACAGCUGCUGUGUACGUGGCCUCGACAGGCGUGACAGCCUGCAGUGACAUGUCUCUAUCUCGCAGCACUGAGGAACUGUCUCCAGAGAAAAGGUGCCAUCCCCCGCAGGUGUUGAAGUCUCACAGCAUCAGCAACAUAGAAACAGGGGCCAUGAGGUUGUAUUCCUUUGAUGGAGAUGAUGACUCAGUGGGGACUAGGGUGGCAGGGGCCGGGCCAGGGCCAGGAGCUCAGGGCCAGAGCAUAGUCAGGAGCAAGUCAGCCGGCCAGUUGCUCAAUGAUCAGACUCUCCUGGUCUACCCCAACUCCUCUGCAUCCUCUUCAGACCUGCUGUCCUCUUCUAAGCUUCCUGCCAACACAAGCAGACAUCCAGUCUCCUCCAGCAUGGCCAUGGGAAUCCCUCCUCCUCAGUACAACAUACAAUACACAAACAGUGGCAUGUCUAAAGAGGGUCUCUGGGGCCAGAGGACAGCCAUGGCUUCAGAGCAACAAAGCUACCAUCCUGCUCCUCCUCCACACUCACUAGCCAACACCAAUUACUCAAACCGUAAUCAGGCGCCUCCUUACCCUCUGCAGCCCCAGCAGAGAGGCCCUGCGAUGGCUUCCAAACCUUCUGGGGAGAUGUGGGCUAUGGAGAGACUUCAUUCUGCUGCGGGCCAGCCUAGAAGCAGCACCCUGCAGAGGCAAGGCAGCACUAGCUCCACAGCUUCCAUGUCUGACCCAAGGCGUAUGCAGUUGUCCGAAGGAGACUACAUGACAUACAGGGACAUUCACACCCUCGCCAGAGGGCCACUAGCAAUGAGUCACGCCAUGCAGAGGCCCCUCUCAGCUCGCACUUACAGCAUCGAUGUACCCGGAGCUUCCAGGCCUCACAGCAGCAGGCCACCGGCCCACGAGCUUCCAGAACGGACCAUGUCUGUUAGCGAUUUUAAUUACCAGCACAGCAGCCCCAGCAAGAGGCCCAACACCAGGGUGAAGUCUGAGCACUCGCUCCUCGACGGACCAGGAGGAGGAAUGGGAGCAGGGAGGGUUCCAGUAGACUGGAGAGACCAGGUGAUGCGGCACAUCGAGGCCAAGAAGAUGGAAAAGAACGCGCUGUCUCGCUCCUAUAAUUCCAAUAACGCUCCGCUGAGCUGGUCUCACUACGGCAGCUGUAGGGAUAUGCAUGCCAGCCAAGGGUCCCUGGUCUUUAGUGUCAGGGACGGACAGCCCUACGGAGCUCUGGGCUUCUGUGAUGAUGUUUUUGGUCCCCAAGGGAUGCAGAACUACACUUUGGACCCUGCCAGAAAAGUGCCUUUGAUGAAUGGUCAGAUGGGUCCUUCGGCUCGUCCUCCGAUGAGCCAGCCGUCCAUGGCACGUCACCCUUCCAGGGAGCAGCUCAUUGAUUACCUAAUGCUCAAAGUCUCCCAGCAGCCCCAGGGGCCUUCACGAAUUCCACUCGAACCCAUCCAACAAGAGAUCCGUGUGAAAGUAGAGAAGAAUCCUGAGCUGGGUUUCAGUAUAUCAGGAGGAGUCGGAGGCCGGGGAAACCCCUUUCGUCCUGAUGACAAUGGUAUAUUUGUAACAAGGGUUCAACCUGAGGGACCAGCAUCAAAAAUUCUUCAGCCCGGAGAUAAAAUCAUCCAGGCAAACGGAUAUAGCUUUGUAAAUAUCGAUCACGGGAACGCAGUGUCCCUUCUGAAGACUUUCCCAAACACUGUGGACUUGAUUAUCGUAAGAGGAAUCCAAGCAUAGACUGAAACUGACCUCAAAUAGAGUGUGACAUAUGGGAGAAGAACUGAAAAGCAUACGUUGACUUGUCAUAUUUUUGUACUCAGAAACUGAUCCAUUGCUACCUAUCGGGACUAUUUAUAGUAGAGAUCAUGGGAGCCUUGAUUAAAUGGGAAAAACCACUGAAUGUAGUGGAUCAAAGUGAGACAGCAGAAGAACAUCUGCAAGUACGAGUCCUCAAAAGGCCAUCACU